AGACUCAAAAAAGUAAACAAAACUCGUAAUUUCGACAAAUUUUCUUUAAAAAUCACUGAAAUUACCGAAAAUUAAGAUGCUUCGUCGUCAAGGACGUCUUCGUCGGGAGUAUUUGUACCGCAAACAAGUCGAAAGUAGACACAAGGCACAACAGGAACGCAAGGAAAAGCUCAAAAAAAGUCUCGAGGAACACACACCGCUUCAUGGAGACUUGAAAGCAGAUGCCCUAAAGCUCCGAGACAAGCUAAAAUGGACUGACGAAGGUCCCGAAAAGGCAGCAACGAUCGGAGGCUUCUCAGGCGGUGCAGUUACCGCCAAUUCGCAAGACGACGAAUAUCGUUAUGCCGGAUGCGAAGACCCGAAAAUCAUGAUAACGACUUCUCGUGAACCCUCGGCACGUCUCAAGAUGUUCGUAAAGGAGCUGCGCCUAAUUUUUCCGAAUGCCCAACGAAUGAAUCGCGGUAACUACGAAUUAAAGCAAUUAAUUCACGCGUGUCGCGCUAACGAAGUCACGGAUUUUAUCAUUGUGCACGAGCAUCGAGGCGUUCCGGAUAAUUUGGUGAUUUGUCAUUUGCCGUACGGACCAACGGCGUACUUUAAUUUGUCCGGAGUCAUCAUGCGACACGAUAUUCCGGAUGUGGGUCCGAUGAGUGAGCAGAAACCGCACUUGAUUUUCCAUAAUUUCAAGACGCCCUUGGGCGAAAGAACGAUGUCGAUACUGAAAUAUUUGUUCCCAGUGCCGAAGGAGGAUUCAAAGCGAGUUAUGACAUUCGCGAAUCACGAUGAUUACAUUUGUUUUAGGCAUCACACGUUUAAAAAGGUCGAAAAUGACAUCGAAAUGAAUGAAGUUGGGCCACGGUUUACGCUGAAAUUGUACGAAAUUAAACUUGGGACGUUGGAUCAGAUUGAGGCAGCUGACACGGAAUGGGUUUAUCGACCUUACAUGACAACGAGCAAGAAACGACGGUUUUUGUCGGAUGACGAUGGAUGGGCGCAAGAAGAUGAUGUGAUGUAAAACGAUUUUUUUUACAAUAAAUACAAAAAAAUAUUAAAACGUUAAAAAUGGAUUU
Culicoides brevitarsis is the source of this 1070-nucleotide messenger RNA. Its product is annotated as U3 small nucleolar ribonucleoprotein protein IMP4. The coding region runs from base 77 to 1015 and encodes 312 amino acids. Gene Ontology annotation, molecular function: snoRNA binding; rRNA primary transcript binding. The transcript has a single exon. Gene Ontology annotation, biological process: rRNA processing. Gene Ontology annotation, cellular component: nucleolus; small-subunit processome; Mpp10 complex. The record is from RefSeq and is a predicted model, not a curated record. NCBI's taxonomy places the organism in Eukaryota, Metazoa, Arthropoda, Insecta, Diptera, Ceratopogonidae.